CCUCAUUUCACAGCCAAGUACAAAUUAAAACUUGCUACUCUUUUGCAACUCUAGCAUUUUAGGUGAGAGACCGAUCGAGUGCUAGAAAUUUGCAAUUCUUGGCUAGAAACUUACUUAAAAAAGAGAUGGCGGGUAUUUCUGGUCACUGGGCUUUUGCUUUUGGUGUCCUUGGUAACAUCGUCUCGUUCAUUGUGUUCCUUUCUCCACUGCCCACGUUUUAUAGAAUCUACAAGAAGAAAUCAACUGAAGGCUAUCAAUCGAUUCCUUAUGUGGUUGCUCUAUUUAGUUCCAUGCUUUGGAUAUACUAUGCAUUUCUCAAGACCAACACGACACUUCUCAUUACUAUAAACACUUUUGGGGUCUUCAUUGAAACUAUCUACGUCGGUUUCUACCUUUUCUACGCACCAAAAAAGGCUAGGGUCCAAACUGUGAAAAUGCUCCUAUUAUCAGUGGUGGGUGGAUUUGGUGCUAUAGUUCUGGUUACCCAAUUUCUGUUCAAAGGAGCAGUUCGUGGACAAGUUGUUGGAUGGAUUUGCCUUGUGUUUUCCUUGUGUGUGUUCGUAGCACCCUUAGGCAUUGUGAGAAAAGUUAUAAAAACAAAGAGUGUGGAAUACAUGCCAUUACUCCUGUCAGUGUUUCUCACGUUAAGUGCAGUGAUGUGGUUCUUCUAUGGUCUUCUACUUAAAGACAUUAACAUUGCUGCUCCAAACGUAUUGGGAUUCUUCCUUGGUAUUGUCCAAAUAGUGUUAUAUGUAGUAUACAACAAAAAAGAGAAGGCAAACCUAAAAGAGCAGAAACUUCCAGAGAUACAAAAGCCAGCAGUCAUAGUGGUGGAUGAGAAGAUGAAUAACACGAAGUUCCCAGAACUAACACAGGAACAGAUUAUUGAUAUUGUGAAGCUUGGUUUACUAGUUUGU
Molecule: messenger RNA, 917 nt
Organism: Nicotiana attenuata
Lineage: Eukaryota; Viridiplantae; Streptophyta; Magnoliopsida; Solanales; Solanaceae
Product: bidirectional sugar transporter SWEET11-like
Exons: 6
Biological process (GO): carbohydrate transport
Cellular component (GO): membrane
Molecular function (GO): sugar transmembrane transporter activity
Source: RefSeq, a predicted model, not a curated record